CCCAAAUGACAAGUGACAGCCUCCGAUUACACGUUGACACACACAUACAUACGCAUACGCCAAGUACAUUAAAUAUAGACUGAUAUAGACACAUACAAAGGUACAGAAGAGCCGGGCUGUAGUGUGUACAUAUUGGUUGAAUUCCAAUUGAUUUCAAUAUGAAAGGGACAUUAUUGUUCUGUUUAAUAGUUAUAAGCUCAAUAUUCUUCUACCAUGCUGAUGGACAGGCAAGAAAAGGGGGUAUGACAAUGGCCGAAAGGGUGCAACAGUUGAGUGACAUGGCUGCCAAGAAGGCUCUGCUCAAGUUCAAUGGAAACAAGUUCAGAGAUUAUGUGAAAUCUACCCCAAGGAAUUAUUCUGUGAUUGUCAUGUUCACUGCAAUGGCUCCACAGAGGCAAUGCAUGGUCUGCAAACAUGCCCAUGAUGAGUUUACAAUUGUCGCCAAUUCCUUCAAAUAUUCACAGUCCUACUCUAAUAAGCUGUUCUUUGCAGUUGUUGAUUUUGAUGAGGGCUCUGAAGUGUUCCAAAUGAUGAGAUUGAAUACAGCACCAGUUUUCAUACAUUUCCCAGCUAAGGGUAAACCAAAGAAUACUGACACUAUGGACAUUCAAAGGAUAGGCUUCUCUGCAGAGUCAAUUGCAAAGUGGAUUGGUGAAAGAACUGACAUUCAGAUAAGAGUAUUUCGUCCACCAAACUAUUCUAGCACUUUGGCUUUGGUUUUCUUGUUUAUCUUCCUAGCUGGUCUUCUGUAUAUGAGAAGAAAUAAUUUGGAGUUUUUGUACAACAAGAAUCUCUGGGCAGUUGGUGCUCUUUUCUUUUGUUUCAUGAUGGUUUCAGGACAGAUGUGGAACCAUAUAAGAGGACCUCCGUUUUUCCACAAGGGACAGAAUGGUCAAAUUUCUUAUAUUCACGGCUCAUCGCAAGGACAACUGGUCAUCGAAACCUAUAUAGUCAUGGUACUUAAUGCCGCCGUUGUGUUAGGUAUGAUCCUGUUGACAGAGUCUGCCAAUAAGAAUACAGAUCCCAAGAAAAAGAAGGUGUUCGCAAUUGCCGGUUUGGUGUUGCUCACCGUAUUCUUCUCACUGAUUCUAUCCGUUUUCAGAUCAAAAACUCAAGGAUAUCCGUACAGCUUUUUAUUCAAGUAAUUCGGUGUACAGAGUUAUGCAACAUUUGUAUGAUUGAGUGAAAGUGUGUGCAAUUUAGAGCGUUUGUUAUCAUUCUCUUAAUAAAAAAAAUAAAUAAAUAAAAUCUA
This is a messenger RNA of Nicrophorus vespilloides, 1252 nucleotides long. It is a transcript of the gene Ostgamma, whose product is annotated as tumor suppressor candidate 3. The coding region runs from base 159 to 1145 and encodes 328 amino acids. Gene Ontology annotation, cellular component: oligosaccharyltransferase complex. The transcript has 6 exons. Lineage: Eukaryota; Metazoa; Arthropoda; Insecta; Coleoptera; Silphidae. The record is from RefSeq and is a predicted model, not a curated record.